AUGGCGUUGCCAUCAUCGUCCUCGGCCAGCGGAAAGUUUGAUCCUUCCGCGUAUGCAGCCCUUCGUAAGGAGCAGUUCGCUAGGGCGAAGGAGCUUCGGGAGGCGCGCUCUGGAAUGAUGGGCGACAACAAUCCGCGUAUCACGUUCGGCCCCUCCAUGGCGUCCCAGACGUCGCCCGGUCUCACGCGGUCUCUGUCGUCGAGCGACCUCUCCCGUCGUCGCCACAGCGACGUGCCAAGGCACCAGUCGCCUCAGCCGAAGCAACGCACACCACACUACGCACUGCCGCUCAACCACGGCUCGUCCUUCUCUCUUCGCAACUCCCUCGGUGGCACGUCCGACCCUCUCAACGACAGUGCCGCCAGUUCUGUUUCCGCUUCCGGUCCGAUGAAGUCGCAAAAAGGGGCCUUCACGGGACCUUACUGGAACGAGCAUGCGGAGGGUUCUGCCGGGGGAGCAGGCGCAAAGCGCAAGCCGCACGUGCGCAAGGACACUCGCGGUGGCGCGGUAAACGGGGUGAAAUCUAUCUCCGCGCUGAACGAGGCUUCCAAGUUCACCGAAGAAGAGCUCGCCGCAUUCAGCGCCGCAGGUGCCGCUGCCGAGUCGCUUCUCGCGGAGGAGAACGGAAUAAACGUGGCUCCGGAAGCGCAGGUAUCAGUUCCGAGUGAAGAAGUGUUGAAGGAGGUAACGCUGGAAGCUCCGGAAACGAUGGUCGAUGCCUCUGCUGCUGCUGCUGCUGCGGCAGCGGCUGGGGAGAGCCCAGAAGGAACAGCGCGGCCGGAGGCUGACUGCGACGCAGAGCAGAGCAAGGCGGCAGGAGGGGAUGGCGAGCAGCGUAGGAGAGAGAGCAAGGGCAGCAAGGGCCUGUUCUCCCGGUCGUUCCGAGCAUCCUUGCGCCUCCUACGGCGAGCACUUCCGAGCAACGGAUUGGGCGGCGCGUCGGGAGAGAACGAGGGCGGGGAUUUGACUGGCGCGGAGGCAGGGAAGAAGACGGGCGAGCAGCGACGCUUGGAGCUGGAUGAUGUGAACGGGAACGAGGGUGGACGAGGAAAGAAGACCGGUGACAGCGAGAGUGAGGUGAAAGGGUCGCAGGGUGCAUGGAUGGAAGUGUUGCGUGCUCCCAACAGCAGCAGUAACAGCAGCGCGGGCCAUGGCGGUUCUGGGUCGAGGAAAGACAAGGAGAAUGUGCAUCGGCUGGCGCUCUCUCCGCUCUCCUCGGCUGCCUCUCCCUCCUCCCUCAUCGCUGUCUCUCCCUCUUCCCUCAUCUCAAAUAGUAUCGAGAACAGCAGGAUGGCGAGCAGUGGAGGGGGUAACUGCAGCCCUGCUGUGUCGGUGCUGGAUCAAGUGGUUCUAAAGCUCAACCCCACAAGAACAAGAUGCGAGGUGGUGACGUCGUCAGCGGGGCGAGUGGAGGUCGUGUGCGUCGCACUGCUGCGCCCGCUGGCGCAGCACAUCGAAGCGGUGGAGCUCGAAAUCGCCGCGGGCGCGCACGUGGUGAUCCUGGAUCCCCGCCAGUGCGCGCCGUACCACCGCCUGUUCCGCGCGCCGUUCGUGAGCAACGAGGACGCCUCCGCCGCCGCCGCCGCCAUCGCGUGGUUCUCGAAGGGCACUCUGCAACGGGUACUGCGCUUCAUCAACUCGCCCGCGCUGCUGGAGCAAGCCGUUGCCAUCACGCAGGAGAUCACGAGCCUCACCAAGUCGCUGCAGCGCAGCACGCAAGUCGAUCUCAACGACGCUGCCUGCAUGUCUUUCGUUGCACAUGUGUGUGCCACUGCCACUUGCACCGCCGAUGGCGGAAAAUCAUCCUGUCUCUCUUCUUGUGUCCUGUCUAACCCCUUUUCCAUCCCUUCUCUCCUCCCCCCCGUUUCUCCCUGCGUGGCGGCGCGCAGCUUUCCGACAGAGCGCAGCUUCCAGGAGAACCCCCCAGUGGCCGCAGCAGCCGCCCCAGCUCCCCCUGCCGCGCCUCCCCGCAGCCCGUGCGCGCGCCACGCUCCCAACCGCCUCUCGCUCCUUGCGCGCGUACGUGUCGCUCUGUCUGUCCCUUCACCCACUCCCUCCCUCACCCCCUCUCCCACUUCCCUGCCGCACCCCUUCCCCCCCACCUUCUCCCGCGCUCCUCCGCAGGCGUCUCCGCCGGGGCGUGGAGGCGCGGCGCGGCAUGCUGAAGCGCGAGCGCGAGGUGGCGGUGGCGCGGUCGCAGGCGGCGGGCUUCACGGCGGACCACCUGCCGUCGCUGCUCGCCUUCGCCGACUGCUUCGGCAUGCCGCGCUUCCGGUGCGCCGCGGCACGGGCGGGAAGGGGGAACGGGCGGGGAGGGGGAACGGGCGGGGAGGGGGAACGGGCGGGGAGGGGGAACGGGCGGGGAGGGGGAACGGGCGGGGAGGGGGAACGGGCGGGGAGGGGGAACGGGCGGGGAGGGGGAACGGGCGGGGAGGGGGAACGGGCGGGAGGGGAACGGGCGGGGAGGGGGAACGGGCGGGGAGGGGGAACGGGCGGGGAGGGGGAAGGCGGCGAACGGGGGAAAAGGCGAACGAGGGGAGGUGGAGGGAGGGAAGACGGAAAGAAGGGGUGUUUGGGGGGAAGGAGGGGAGAAAGGGGAAAAUGGAUGGGGGAAGGUUGAAGGCGUUCACUACCCGUUCCCCCCCAAUUCCCCAAUCCCCGCGAUCCACGCCGCGAUCCACGCCGCACGUCACGCCAACGCUUCCGGGAGACGUCGUGCUGCACACCCAACGCCCCGCGUCCCCCGUCCCCGGCGGAAGCUCCGCGCAUGGGGGAUGGGCGCUAGCCCCGCUGGUGCGCACAGCCAGCGGAAGCACGGCGGGAUUGCGCGAAGGCGGCGGAGGGCCGCUGAUUCGCACAGCCAGCGGGGAUUUCAGCAGCGGAAGAAGCAGCAGCGGCUUCGGCAGCGGCGGCGGCGGCGGCGGCGGCGGCGCGCUGACCAGCCGCAGCAGGAGCGCGAGCCCCGCACCCGGCGCAAGAUACGGCGCGGAGAGGGAGCGGGAUCUGGCGGUAGCGCUGGAGGAGGAGCGAGCGAGCGAGCGAGUGGGGCGGGAGCGGGAACGGGAACGGGAGAGGGAGCGGGAGCGGGACGUGUAUCAACUCUACCACGAUCGUCAUAGAUCCCUGUCGCCGCUACCCUCCUCUGCCUCUGGCGGGUCGCCUUCUGCGGGCGCGUCCUUCGCCACGUCUUCCGCCGCGUCUCCCGGCGCAUACUCGUACACCGCGCCGCGCUCCCUGAUUGGUCGCGAUGACGUGGACUCGCUCGACGGGUUCUCGCUGCAGCACUCUGAUUCGCUCUCGUCGACCGCGUGCAUGCUCGGCGCGCUUGCGCCCAACAGCCCCCAUUACGGCGGCGGCUCCCCCGUUUCCGCCUCGUCCGCCGCCACCGCGGCGGCGGCGGCGGCAGCUGCGGCGGCUGCGGCGGCCGCCGCAGCGACGGGUGGUCCUCAGUCCCCCCGCUCCGCUAUGUACGCGCAGAUAUUGGCGGGAGUGCGUCAGCAGCUGGCGGCACAGGGAGCAGCAGGUGGUGGCGCGACAGGCGGGGGAAGCGGGGCGGGUGGGGGGUUGCCGCCAAUGGGGGGGAUGUCGCAGCACGCGCAGCAGCAGCAGGGGCAGGGGCAUCAUGUGUACUCGGCGGGUCAACACGAGAUCACCUCAGCAGCAGUACACCCAGCCGCCGCCGCCGCCGCCGCUGCCGCUGCUGGUCCUGCUCCAGGCAGCAUUGCUACAAGCAGCGUGACUGGCGCUGCCACGACCGGGGGGAAAUCGGACGGCGUGGGAAGCGCGCUUAAGACAGGAAGCACUAGCGGCGAGAGCGUUAACCCCACAAACUGCGCCGCCAAAAGCGGCGGCAAUGGCGACGGCGGCUCCACCAGCGGGAGUGGCGGCAGUCGGUGGAGGCAGCCGGCUCGGCGCGCUUCGCGCGGACGAUCGGAAGGGCGCACGCUGGUUGGCGGCGCGCGGAUCGGCAGCAGCGCGGCAGGCGGCGGAGGCAUGGCGGGACAGGGGGAAGCAGGCGGGGCUGCAGGCGGAAACGGCGGACACGCUGACGUGCAAUCGGCGGAGGUAAAGGGGGGCGGUGGCACUAGCGCCAGCGGCGGCGGGGGGGGCGGCGCGUUUUGGCCUUCAGGCGCAUCGGACGACUCGGACUCGGGAAGCUUCUACGGCCCCGCCGCUGCAGAACUGGAGACUGCCGCGCGCGCGGCUGCGGCGGCGGAUGGCGCAGGAGGCGGAGCGGAAGGGGGAGGGGGAGCGGGCGGGGGAGGCGGAGCGCUUACUGCAGCGGGGACAGAGGCAGCGGAGGAGAAGGGGCUUUUGUCUGAUCACAGCGCAGGAGGCUUGUCGCACGGGUCGCACAGGUUUGGAAGCGCGCGAACCUGGGGGUUUGGUGGUGCGGGUUCGGCGGUGGGGGGCAGGAAGAUUCAACCCACGGAUGCUACAGUGCGGAGUUUCGCGGAAUGGAUUGACGUGAAAAAGGGAAUGGGGGUGGAGAGGGCGGAGGAGGGAGAGGGGGGAAUGCGCAAUGGAGAGAAGGGAAUGGAGGUAAAGGUUGGGAAUGGCGAGCAAAGCAGCGCGGGAGGUGGGCGGGAGAAGGAGGAGUGGAGGAAGCAGGGAUGGGAUGGGAUGGAGGAUAGAGGGAGUGGAGAGAGGAAGAGUGGUGGUGGGCGUGGGAGGGAGGAGGGGAGGAGCAGCGGCGGUAGCGGCAGCGACAGCGGUGUGGAAGGGGGCAAGGGAGGAGGGGAGGAUGCGACUAAGAGGCUCGUGUGCAAGGUGAAGGAAUCUACCUCACAUACAGAUACCACCAGCAACAAAGACAUGCAGCAGCAGCAGCAGCAGCAGCAGCAGCCAUGCACCCCCAAGCCCGGCCACCAGCACAGCACCUCGGUCUCCCCCGCUUCUCCCCUGCUCCCCCCCUGCUCUCGCUCUAACAACAACAAGCCUCUUGCUCCAGACCCAGCGCAAGUCGCAGCAGUGGCUGCGAUUGCCGUGGCCAAGGCACAGGCCGCUUCAGCAGCGGCAGCUUCGGCGGCAGCAGCACCAACCACACAAGCCUCGGUCUCUCCCUCUGCUUAUUCCUAUGUCUCUGCCUCUGCCUCUGCCUCUGCCUCUGCCUCUGCUUCUCCCUUGCCCUCUCGCCUGCCCAUCCGCCCUUCCCCUCCCUCGUCCCCCCGCUCCUUCCUGCUCCCUCCCUCUCUGCCCUCCACCCUUCGUCUAGAAAGCCUCUCUUCCUCCUCCCCCUCGUCUGCUGCUGCUGCCAACGGUAGGUUCCCUCUCACCCCCUCCCCGACUUCCCCUGCUGCUUCUGCUGCACACACCAAGGGAGCUGCAGCAGCAGCUGCUGCUGCUGGUGUUGCUGAAGGGGGGGGGAAGCAGCAGACGCACGGGGAGCAGAGGUCUAUGGAGAAGCAAGACAAGCAUAGGGAGCACCCUGCUGAUCAGCAGCAGCAGCAGCAGCAGCAGCAGCAGCAGGGGCGGCAGCAGCCAAAGCCGCUGCAUCAGCGCAACGCCAAUGGCAGCGCGUGGGAGGGUGCAGGGGCAGGAGGAGCAGUGGCUAGCAAGAUUGCUGUGAUGAUGAAAAGCAACAUGGGCAGUGCUGGUGCUGGUGCUGGUGUUGGUGCUGGUGUUGGUGACUGCACUGGUGGCAGUGUUGGUGGCGGUGCUGGUGGCGGCAGGGGUGGUGCGCAGAAUGGGGUUCAUGGCACUGAGAGCAAUGUGGGAGGAGGUGUUGUUGGAGCGGCAGCAGAGGGAGCAGGAGCGGGAACAGGAGCAGGAGCAGGGGGGAGCGAGCAGGGGCAUAACCACCGUCGCCAUCACCAUCAGCAGCACCCGCAUCGCCGCCACAGCAGUAGCAGCAGUGGUGGUGGCAGCAGUGGCGGCAGCAGCAACAGCAGCCAUCCGGUGCGAACGGCAGCAGCGUCAGCAGCAGCAGCGUCGCCCUCUUCCCCCCCCUCACCUUCCUCCUCCGCCUCCUCCUCCACCUCCUCCUGUGCUUCGUCCAACCAUGCCCCACGCCGCACCAUCACCCGCAGCGCUACUGCUGCUGCUGCUGCUGCUACCAGUGCUCAUGCUUCUGCACAUAACAGCAGCAGUCAUGGUAGCAGCGGUCAUGGGAGCAGCAGCAGCAGUGGUGGUAGUGGUGUGGUGCGCAGUAGCAGCGGCAGAUCAGCCAAGUUCACGUCUCUCCCCACGCUGAUUGAAGCAGACAGCUUCAAAGAAGGGCUUACUGCCUCUGAUGCCCCUGCCCCUGCUGCUGCUGCUGCUGCUGCUGCUGCUGCUGCUGCCGCUGGUACUACCGGUACUGCUGGAACUGCUGGGGCUGGUAGCGGUGGGAGGAAGGGAGGCAAGGCGUCUCAAGCAGCGGCUGAGGAGGGGAGUGUGGGCAAGGCAGGGGGGCGGAAGGGCAGUGGAAAGAGCCGGCGCGUGCGGAGCAAGCAAGAGGGGAAAGAAGCAAGUGAUGCUUUUCAGGCCUCCUCCCUUGUUUCCGGGAAUGGUGCCCUUGUUAUGUUCCCAACAACACCAACCACUGCUGCCGCUGCUGCCUCUGCUCCCUUUCCUGCCUCUCCUUCGGCUGCCUCGGCUGCAGGUUUGGAUUCCGAGGCUGCGGCCGCUUCACCGGGCCUGUGCUCACCAGCAGCAGGCAAGGCAGGCGGGAAGGCAGCAGGUGCAGGCGUGGGGAAGAAGAAGGUGCCUGGUCUGAGCAGCAGUGUGUAUGCUGGGAAGAAAGGCUCACGCACCGUAGCCGCUGCUGCUGCUGUUUCGGGUGCUUCUGACGGGGAGGCCGUUUCUGGUGCAGGCAGCAGCUCCCUUGCGGAUCAGGGUCCACUGUCAGCAGCACUGGUAGUGACAAGUGGAGAAGUGAUAGCUGAAGCUGAUGCCAGUGAGCAUAGUCACCAGAAGUAUGGACAGCAGCAGCAUCUGCAGACGGUGGUGAUGGGUCUGGGGAAGGAGCAGGAAACGCUGCAGCAACAGCAGCAGCAGCAGGAGCAGCAGGAGCAGGAGCAGGAGCGAGUGGUGGAGGAGCAGGUGGAGGAAGGGGGGCAGAAGAGGGGCGGAGGGCACAGGAGGCAUGGCAGCAGGUCGCGUGGGCUGUCGCCCCUGAGAGGCAGCUCUAUGGCUUCCAUGGCUCCUGCUAGUGUAGGUGUGGGGGCAGGUGUUGACAUGCACGGCGCUCCUUCUCCCAAGUCCCCUGCUGCCUAUACUGGUGCUACUGCCACUGCAUCUGCCACCGCUGCUACAGCUGCCACAGCUGCCGCAGCAGCCGCCGCUGCUGCGUGCCGUGCAUCACCUGCUGUCCCCUCCUUGACUGCAGCGCACCAGGGAAUGACAGAGGCAGCGCCACAGCCACGGUAUACGGUGUCAGAGCCCAUCAAGGGAGGAGUAGGUGCAGUGUGUGCUGGCGGCGAGGAGGAGGACGGCGGGGAGGACUGUGAGAGUGACGCUGAGAACGAGGCGGUUAGUAGCCGCCGCAUGAUGGUGGUUGUGCCGCGAGUUCCGAUGGAGCUAGGCCUAUCAGCAGCAGGAGCAGGAGCAGGGCCAGCUCACAACGCUGCUCUUUCUGUGGCUAGGCCUACGUCGCCCCAUCUUACCCUGCUCUCACAGCCUCCUCCUGGUGGCUACAUACGCUCACCUGCCCUCAAAAGGGGCACUCCUCUUGUAGACCUGCCUCCCGUUAUUGUCACAGACAUUUCAGCCACACACGGUGUGCUGCCGCCCUCCUCUCCCUGCACUCCCACUUCCGGGAGCUUUGGAGGUAAGAAGUCGGAAUUUGGGGGGGCAAGGGUUGCACCAAUUACUCAUUUCCGGGAAGUGUUAUCAGCACAGCAGGUUGGUGAAAAUGAGGGGAAUGUUAAUGCUGGUUAUGGUUAUGGCCAUGGUUAUGGUGUGACAGUGCCAGUGUCGCCAACACCAGCACCAUUGCCAGUGGCUUCAUGGAAGUCUAAGGCUGUGUUGUCAUCGCCUGCUACUCCGUCGCCGCAUGGGAAGGUUUCGUCGACCAAGUCUGGGCACUCCACGCCUGAAAGUGGCCGCAAGCAGCGUCUUUCGGCGCUGCGCAAGAUUUCCAACCCAACCCACAACGCACGCCGAAGCGGUGAGGAGCAGCCCAUUGCAGGCGGCGUGAGUUCGGAGGAGAGCAGGCAGGCAGGCAUGGAGGAGCCGAGUCUGGACGAGCUGGAGUGGAUGGCGCAGCAGGCCAUGGCGGGCGACGAUGGCGGGGAGGACGACGACUGGCCGUUCGAAGAGCCCCCGGAAGAUGAUUGGCGCGGCGCACGCGGCGCAGCAGCAACCCCCCUGCCACACACAUUCCCGCCGCCACCCUCCACUGGCAUGCCAGGGGUGGCAGGCAGGGAAAGAGGGAAGGACGGCACAUCGGGUGGGUCUGUAGAGAAUUCGCAAAUACCUGCUGCGGGCUGGCCUGGGGAUAGGGGUGCUGAUAAGGCGACAGAGGCAGUGGGUGGGGAUGUGGCAGGAGGUGCAGCAGGACGAGAAGCCGAGGGUCGAGAGAGAGGGGACGAAAGAGGAGGAGGAGGCGAUGGUGUGAAUUCGGGUAUUCCACAGCAAGCUGCGUUCCCAGAAGCAGCAACAGCAGCAAAAGAAUCACCAGCAUCAGCAGCAGCAGCAGUAGCAGCAGCAGCAGCAGCAGCAGUAGCAGCAGCAGCAGCAGCAGCAGCAGCUAAGAAAACAGCAGUACCACCACCAGCAGCAGCAGCAGUGGCAGCAGCAGCAGCGGCAGCAGAAGAUGAGAAGGCAGCACGGCGAGUGGCAGCAGAUGUGGAUGGCGAGGUGAUGCCCGUGACAGGCAGCGAUGGGCAGCGCGUGUACUGCCGUGUCAGAACCACCCCAACAGACCGAGCAGAUAGAUCUGGCAGGGAUGGCAGGGAUGGAAGGGAUAAAGGACGGGCGGAGCAGCAGGAGAGGGAGGAGAGUGAGCGGGAGCGCAGGAUGGGUGGUGCGUGGGCGAGCAGGGGGGCAGCGGAGACGGAGCAAGGGCGAGUGCUGUCUGUGAGCAUAGAGACGCUGAUGGAGCGAGCAGAGCAGGAGCAGCUGCAACGCGCCUUCCGUUUGUCCCACCUCAUGGCCUCCGCCCCUUCCUCUUCCACACCCUCCGCUGCUCCCUCGUCUUCCUCUAAACCACUCUCUAAAGCAGCACCAUCAGCAGCAGCAGCAGCAGCUGCAGCGGCAGCAACCCCACCUCCAGCAGCAGCAGCAGCAGCAGCAGCAGCAGCAGCAGCAGCAGCAGCAGCAGCGGCGGCUCUGUGGGUGGAUAAAUACUCGCCGCGUAGCUUCACAGACCUGCUCAGUCCCGAGCCCACCAACCGUGCAGUGCUCUCCUGGCUCAAGCAGUGGGACCGCUGCGUCUUUGGCGCUGCUGCUGCGUCCUCCCGCUCCCGCACUCAUCCGGAUACCAUCGCUGCUCUGCGCCGCUUGCCCCCGCCCGCUGCUGCUGCAGGGGCAGGGGGAAUGGGCGGAGGUAACGGCGUGGGAGCAGGCAUGGGAGGGGAGAGUCUGCUGGGGAAGAGGGCGCGGGGUGAGACAGCAGGAGAUAGACCAGAGGCGAGGAUUCUGCUUCUCUGCGGAGCGCCAGGGCUGGGCAAAACAACGCUGGCGCACGUGGCAGCUCGGCACUGCGGGUACCGAGUGGUGGAGGUCAACGCCAGUGACGACCGCGUCGCCUCCUCCCUGCGCCAGCGCAUCGUGGACGCCGUUGAAAUGCGCUCCGUGCUCGCCUCUGCUUCUCCUGCCAUUACAUCUGGUGCUGGAGCUGGCACUGCCACUGCCACCAGUGCUGACUCACGACCUAACUGCCUGGUGAUAGAUGAGAUCGACGGGGCGUUUGCAGGAGCUGAAGGGCGAGGUGCUGUGGAUGCACUCGUGGAACUG
Closterium sp. Naga37s-1 is the source of this 9879-nucleotide messenger RNA. The record is from the annotation of a GenBank genome assembly. NCBI's taxonomy places the organism in Eukaryota, Viridiplantae, Streptophyta, Zygnematophyceae, Desmidiales, Closteriaceae.